GGGAAGGUGGCGGUUCCCUGAGGAGGUGUCUGUGCUUUAAAGCCGCUGCUCUCCGCCCCCCUCCCCGCAGGGAAGGCUGAGGGCGCUGCGGGCGCUGAAGUCUGUGGUGAGGUCCCCGCCCCGGAGCCCCUCACAGCGAUUCUUCUGACUGAGUGUGAGGUGAGCUGAUGAACAGGCUGUGUGGUCACCUUUGAAGGCACAUUCUGUGACUCCUCAACAUACUGUCACCUGAGGAAACAUCCCAGACCCCAAUCAGGACCAGGACCACAUGGCUGCUCCUCAGGGACCGCUGACCUUCAGGGAUGUGGCCAUCGAUUUCUCUCAGGAGGAGUGGGAGUGCCUGGACCCAGCUCAGCGGAAGUUGUACCUGGAUGUGAUGGUGGAGAACUACAGCAACCUGGCCUCCCUGGCUAUGCCACCUAAAGAUAACCAGGCCUUUAUGCCAAAGCCCGGAAUACAGGAUUUAUUAUCUGAAAUGAUACUGAGGAACCCCGGAGACCAUGGCAGAUUUGCGGUUGAAGAAUAUUAUUAUUUUGCAUCAAAUGUUUUGUAUAUUGACAGCAUGAUCACAGGUGGUAGCUGCGCAAGCGCGGCCUCUCCGAAGCCCCGCCCCUCGCGCGAGCCCGGCCCCCGGGACGUCCCUUCCCCUCCACCGCCAUCUUGUAGGAGCUCGGAAGGUGGGAGAGGCGGCCAAGGUCGCACUGCGGAGCACUCCCAAGACUCAUCUCUAAAGCCAACCAUAAAAGAAUCAUUCCAGAAAGUGCUACUGGCUGAAGUAUCAGACCAGGAACAUCCACACAAAUAAAAUCUCAGCUCGGUUGUUUCAUUUUUUGGUACUCUGCUGAGGAACACUGAGGUGGUGCAGCAAUGAAAAUAAUACAUAAGUUGAUGCCGAAACCGGUUUGGCUCAGUGGAUAGAGCGUCAGCCUGCAGACUCGAGGAUCCCAGGUUCGAUUCCGAUCAAGGGCACGUACCUUGGUUGCAGGCACAUCUCCAAUAGGGGGUGUGCAGGA
This is a messenger RNA of Eptesicus fuscus (big brown bat), 1013 nucleotides long. Its product is annotated as zinc finger protein 440-like. Bases 269 to 805 code for a protein of 178 amino acids. Gene Ontology annotation, biological process: regulation of DNA-templated transcription. The record is from RefSeq and is a predicted model, not a curated record. The transcript has 8 exons. Lineage: Eukaryota; Metazoa; Chordata; Mammalia; Chiroptera; Vespertilionidae.